Brassica rapa (field mustard) is the source of this 1641-nucleotide messenger RNA. Its product is annotated as solute carrier family 25 member 44. The record is from RefSeq and is a predicted model, not a curated record. NCBI's taxonomy places the organism in Eukaryota, Viridiplantae, Streptophyta, Magnoliopsida, Brassicales, Brassicaceae. Gene Ontology annotation, biological process: transmembrane transport.
GAUUGAAAAUAUUUUAUUUACAGCGGACUUGGUCUAUUUAUUUUUAAAGUUAAAAUUCUUUAACACCAGUUAAUAUCAACGUUUUAUAUAUCCAUGUGAAUGGCAUUGAUGCUAAAAUACAGCAACGAAAAACGACUGAAUUGAACUAACAUAUUUAUUUUACAAUACAAUUCCUUAUUAACAUAUACUGAGAUUAAAAAAAAAUGGGAGCAAGUUGACCAAAACGCAGAAGUUGGGUGCGUUUUUAAAAUUCUCCCAAAGGUUUUGUUGAAUUUGCCUCCCAAAGUAGUCUCCAAUUAGAAAUUCCAUUUCGCCGUCUUCUUCCUGAUUCGUAGGGAAGAUCAGUUAAAUUCCGCCUCCAGCCCAGUCUCGCCGCCGCAUCCGAGAGCCAUGAACACGCCGCCGAGCUCUCGCGUCGCAUCGUUUGGUCAGACGGAGAUUAACUGGGACAAGCUAGACAAAAGGAGGUUUUACGUUAAUGGAGCUGGACUCUUCACUGGCGUCACAGUAGCUCUCUACCCUGUCUCCGUCGUCAAAACACGCCUUCAAGUCGCUUCCAAAGACAUCGCUGAGAAAAGCGCCUUCUCUGUGGUUAAAGGCAUUCUCAAAAACGACGGCGUUCCUGGUCUCUACCGAGGCUUCGGCACUGUGAUCACAGGCGCUGUGCCAGCGAGGAUCAUAUUCCUAACUGCAUUGGAGACUACAAAGAUCUCUGCUUUUAAGUUGGUUGCGCCUUUGGAGCUGAGCGAGCCUACGCAAGCUGCUAUUGCUAACGGCAUUGCUGGGAUGACGGCUUCUCUUUUCUCACAGGCCGUGUUUGUCCCUAUUGAUGUUGUUAGCCAAAAGUUGAUGGUGCAGGGGUACUCAGGUCAUACUAAGUACACUGGUGGUAUUGAUGUCGCCACGAAGAUCAUCAAGUCGUAUGGCGUAAGGGGAUUAUACAGGGGGUUUGGUCUGUCUGUUAUGACGUAUUCUCCUUCAAGUGCUGCUUGGUGGGCUAGCUAUGGAUCAAGUCAGCGUGUUAUCUGGAGACUCUUAGGCUAUGGUAAUGACUCGAAGGCUACUGCUGCUCCUAGUCAGUCAAAAAUUGUACUCGUCCAGGCUUUGGGAGGUAUUAUCGCCGGUGCAACAGCGUCCUCGAUCACGACACCAUUGGAUACAAUCAAAACUCGGCUGCAGGUGAUGGGACACCAAGAGAAUAGACCAUCAGCUAAAAAAGUGGUGAAGGAUCUGAUAGCGCAAGAUGGGUGGAAAGGGUUCUAUAGGGGUUUAGGUCCAAGAUUCUUCAGCAUGUCCGCUUGGGGAACCUCGAUGAUAUUGACUUACGAAUACCUAAAGCGUCUGUGUGCAAUAGAAGAUUAGAAAAGGCCUCACUACUACUAUUCGUUGGUUUUUUCUCCUUGGACUAACUCGAAUAGACAUGAUUCGAAUUUUGGUUAUUGGGAGCUUUCCGUUUUUAUACAUUCCGACCAUUCUUUCAGAUUUGAAGUGUGAGUUCCGUUAUUGUAAUCAUUCUUUUGCGUAUUUGGAGUGUAUUCUUACAGCAGAAGAAACGCUAGAUAAUGGUCUUCUUCUUUAUUAGCUUCUGAGAGUUUAAGAAGCACUGUCAGUGGUUUUUGAAAUCCCAUUUUGCCAUCAGUU